AUAAUGAGGUCAGAACGUGAGACGCUGCCUAGUAGAGAGAGGAGGUAACCGGGUCCGUCAAAGUACUGAAUGAAGUGUCAUGAUUACUUUCAGUCUCAUUGGGACAAAGUUAACCCAGGAUAUCAUCAACACAACCAAAUGUUUGUAAUAAGACAUGGAUUAGACGUGGUCUUGCAGUUCCGACAUGAGAUGGGGUCAGGUGACUUUGACUUGAAAUGUGAACUCUGACCUUGUCCAUGUCAGGUGAGACUAAGCCAAAGCCCUACCUGUACCGGGGCGUGUCUGAAGAAGAGGAGCCUGAGUCCCUUUGUGGCUUCAUGUCUGACCUGCACCAUAUGGGUGGAGCCUCUGAUGGCAGUGACAGCAGUCAUGAUCCACCCACUUCUCCAAGACCCCAAACCCAGAUGCAUGAAGAUCUGGAGAUGGGUGGAAACGGCUCCAGUGGAAGUGGCACAGAAUCUCACAACGAAUCACACAGCAAUGAAUCCCUCGGAAAUGAGUCUGUGGGAAGUUCCAGCAGGAACAGAAAGGAUUCAGCCAUCAUGGCAUCAUCAGGGAGUAAUAAGAGCUCAAACUCUCAAAGUCUUUCCCCUCCCAGUAGUAACAAUGCAUUCAGCCUGUUCAGUUCAGAGCAAGACAACCCAUCCACCAGCGGUUGCAGUAGUGAACAGUCUGCUAUGGCAAAGACUCAGAAAGAGCUUUUCAAGACACUGAAGGAACUGAAAUAUCAUCUCCAACCCGACAAACAUAGCAAGGGCCGGGCAAACACACUUCACACGCUUAGAUCCGCCUUACGCUGUGUCAAGCAAGUCAAAGCUAAUGAAGAGUACUACCAGAUGCUUAUGAUCAAUGACAGCCAGCCCUCAGGUGUAGAUGUAUCCUCGUACACCAUUGAAGAAAUCAACAGUAUUACCUCAGAGUACACCCUCAAAAAUGCGGACAUUUUUGCAGUUGCGGUGUCCCUUAUCACCGGGAAGAUUGUGUAUAUAUCGGAGCAGGCUGCAGGAAUCCUGAACUGCAGGAAAGAUGAAUUCAAAGACAGAAAGUUUGUGGAGUUUCUGACACCUCGUGAUGUUAGCGUUUUCUACAGCUUCACUACGCCGUACAGGCUUCCUUCCUGGAGCAUGUGUACGGGAACAGAUUCAUCAUCCACUGAAUUCAUGCAAGAGAAAUCUUUCUUCUGCUGCAUCAGUGGUGGAAAAGAGAAAGAAGGAGAUCUGCAGUACUAUCCCUUUAGGAUGACACCGUAUCUGAUGAAGGUUCAGGAUGCUGAGUUAUCUGAGGAACAUUUCUGUUGCCUUAUACUAGCUGAGAGAGUUCACUCUGGAUAUGAAGCACCAAGAAUUCCACCUGAUAAGAGGAUCUUUACUACAACACAUACACCAAACUGUGUGUUUCAGGACGUAGAUGAAAGGGCAGUGCCUCUGUUAGGAUAUCUGCCCCAGGACCUGAUUGGGACACCUCUGCUUUCACAUCUCCAUCCCAGUGACAGACCUCUCAUGUUGGCAGUGCACCGGAAAAUUAUGCAGCAUGUUGGGCAGCCAUUUGAUCAUUCCUCCAUCCGGUUCUGUGUGAGGAAUGGAGAAUACAUUACAUUAGAUACCAGCUGGUGUAGCUUUGUGAACCCCUGGAGUCGCAAGGUGUCCUUUGUUAUUGGACGGCACAAAGUCCGCAUGGGUCCGAUGAACGAGGAUGUGUUUUUAGCACCCACGUUCACAAAGGAAAGAAUCAUGGAUUCAGAUAUACAGGAGAUCACUGAACAGAUUCACAGACUGCUUCUACAGCCGGUCCAUAGCUUGGGGUCCAGUGGUUAUGGAAGCAAUGGUUCCCAUGAACACCUGAUGAGUAUAGCAUCCUCUAGUGACAGCAAUGGAUACAGUGGCAACAGGAUCAGAAAAGAGGAGGGUACCAAGAACAAACCGAGGUCAUUCCAGGAGAUUUGUAAAGGGGUUCACCUAAUGAAAGCACAGGACCAGCAGGCCUCUACCAAACCCCAACAGAAAAAGACGUCAGACAUAGGAUUCAAGUCUCCUGUUGUAAAGCAGAAAGACUUGGCCAAAGAUGGACCUGCAGUGAAGGAACUUCAGGAGCACACUUUGUACUCGUACCAGCAGAUAAGCUGCCUGGCCAGCGUCAUCAGAUAUCUGGAGAGUUGUAAUGUCCCAAACACAGUAAAGCGAAAGUACCAGUUCUCUUCGAACACCACGUCCUCAAAUUCAGAUGAGGACAGAACGGCCUCCGAUGCCAAUCUGCAGCAAACUGAGGAUCCACAAAUUAUAGAGAUGCCAUCCUCUCUGAAUGUUAAGACAAAUGAAAAACCUCCAGGUCCUGCCCAGGUUGUGGGAGGACCUUUAUCACCAUUGGAUCUGCCCAGCAAAGCGGACAGUGUUGUGUCUCAGUGCUCCUACAGCAGCACAAUUGUACAUGUGGGGGAUAAGAAAACACAGCCUGAAUUAGAAAUUAUUGAGGACGCUCCAGAAAGCCCUGCUCUUUCUGCACCUGUCAAUGUGGUUUCUCCACCCACAGUGGAGCAGGAAGCCUAUAGGAAACUGGGACUCACAAAACAAGUGUUGGCAGCACACACACAUAAGGAAGAACAAGCGUUCCUCAGUCGUUGCAAGGAACUUCGACAUGAUCCGUCCCUCCGGACAGAUUGUUUACCUAGCAUACAGAAAAACAGAGCACAAGGAGCUUGUGUAUCCAAAGCAGGACCGGGUGGGCCUGGUAUAGAACCAAACACCAAGAAGAGUUGGCGCACCAAAAGGUCAAAGAAACCACGCACUAAACAUCCAGAUUCAUCGGAUAAUGCUGCAUCUCAACACAGACCUCUCCCACCCCUGCAGGGCUUGAACCAAACAUCUUGGUCCCCCUCAGAAACAUCACAAUCUGGGCUCUCAGUUCCAAUUCCCAGCGUGGUUCCAGGAUAUCCACUUUACCCUAUAGUUCCAUCCACUAUGCCGCCUCAAGCCUCUACGGGAAUGGCAGAGUCCCAAGGCAGUCAGGCUACAGCCGCUGCCGCUACCUAUCCUCCUCCAUUAGUCGCACCCAUUGUUGCACUGGUUGUACCCAGUUUUAUGUUGCCACAGAUAGGUACAGCACCUCGCGCUCCACUAUAUGCUGAUACUCAGCAAGCCUUCAAUGCUGUCUUUCAAACUCCACAAGCCUACGAUACCCAGCAUCCCUUUCAGCCCCAGCAAGCCUACAACAUCCAGCAGUCCUUGCAACCCCAACAAGUCUACCCCAGCCAACAAGUAUUUCAGCCCCAACAAGCUUAUUCCACCUCGCAGCAUGUUCAAAAUCGUCAAGGCUGUAGUACGCACCAGUCUUAUCAGCCCCACAUCACCUGUACUCCCCAGCCCAGCCUGACACCUUUUCACUGUGGACUGACGUCCGACUCCAAACCCUCUGCCGUUGAGUGUCCCUCUCCUUUGCCAGCCUCCCACUCUCCCCCGCUGUUCGAGUCUCAAUGUAGUUCUCCAUUGCAGCUGGACUUGCUUCAGAUGGAGGAAAAACAGGACUUUUACAGUGCAGCGCCCACGUCCUCCACCAAGGGGAACUGUAGAUCAGCACAGGACAAAAAUAACCCAGACUUCAAUAGCACAUCUUCUGCACCAGAUGACUUACAGCAGGUAUGUUACUUAGCUGAUGGCGGUAACUGUAGUGACCACUCGUCUUCUAGCAGCGUGCUGGAACUGUUGCUGCAGGAAGAUUCUCAUUCUGGCACUGACUCGGCAACAUCAGCAUUUACUUGCUUCACAUCCAAUGACGGUAACACCAGUGGCACAGGAAGCAACACAAGCAAGUAUUUCGGCAGUGUGGACUCCUCAGAGAACAAUCAAAAGAGCAAAGUGACCCUAAAGAUUCAAGAGAACUUUGCCAAAUAUGUUCUUCAAGAGCCUUUACAGGAGCUAAUGGCUAAUGCAGAUGACCGUGUCAUGAUGACAUAUCAGGUGCCAUCAAGGGACAUGGACAUGGUUCUGUUUGAAGAUCGGGAGCGAUUGAGGCGUAUGCAAAAGAAUCAACCACGUUUUUCUUCAGAACAGCGCAGAGAACUGAUUGAUCAGCACCCCUGGAUGAGAAGAGGAGGCUUGCCCAAUGCUAUCAAUGUCAAGGAGUGCAUGUACUGCGAGGAUGAUGCAUCUGUUUUACUAGAAGAGGACCUGCCUAACAUGGAGUUGGGUAUUUUGGGAGAAGUGAGACAAGACAAGAGAGGACCUCCAUCACAGGGAGAGAAGCAGCAGCCUAGUGGAUAAACUAUGUCAUGACAGUCUGUUCAUCUUUGUCUGACAAAUGUGUGCGCAUACACACAGAGAGAACAUGGUCUAUUUAUUAGGUCUCCACAGAUUUCUCCUGUUAUUUUGUAAGGAUUAUAAAAGUGUUUAUUUUUGUGCAUGUGACAGGAUAAAAGUGUGCCAGCUAGCUGACUGCUUAGCCCAAAGGUGCUAUUCAAAGUUACGGGCUCUGAUUGGUUCGAAAUGCUGAAACACGGACUUGUCUUUUUGAUAACACUCUGAAACAAUUCAGAUUUUUAUAGUUUGUUUAUCAAAAAACUGUAUUUUAUUAUGUAGCCUGUAGUACUGUAUGUAUAAAUGAAAGAUGUAAGAGACCCACAGCACAAGAAAUGGGUCAGUACCAUGGCAACUACCUGAAAAUCCAAACCAGGUUAUAAAACCACAAUACUGUGAGUUUGGGGACCAUUAUAGGCAGGCGAGCGACUGCCAGUGCAUUAGCCUGACAAGAUGCUCAUCUCUUGUUAGAACAUGUAUUUGGGAUUUCUGGGAUGUGCAAUCAUAGGAAUUAUUAACAUUUGUAGUGUUUUUUGUAGGUCAUGAAGCAAUGACCAUGGAGCUCAAUUUGCUCUUCCUCUAAUCUCAUCUUUUGUCCAUUCAGAUGUUUUAUUAAUCUAUAAAAGAUGUUAUGGUACCAAUACUCAAACAGGGGAAAGAAAUGGACCCAGAUACUGUAGCCCUGGAGUCUAUUGCUACCCUGGCUGGUUAUGUAUAGCACAUUGACAGACAUUAGUAAUGAACGAACUCCAGGUUUCAGGGUGUUGUCACUCAUGCAAUUGUUUGUGUCUUUUUUAUAUGAAUGUAGUAACUAAACAUGUCACAUUAUGCCUACCUUGUAAUACAAAGAGAUCUCCAGUUCCACAUGCGUUGUAAUGGCUGACAGAGGAAAAUCUUGUUUUGAUAAAAGACAAAAUCAGUAAAUUUUCAUUAAACUGAAACAUCAACUGCA
Misgurnus anguillicaudatus (oriental weatherfish) is the source of this 5238-nucleotide messenger RNA. RefSeq names its product period circadian protein homolog 2. The record is from RefSeq and is a predicted model, not a curated record. Gene Ontology annotation, biological process: circadian regulation of gene expression; negative regulation of transcription by RNA polymerase II; entrainment of circadian clock by photoperiod. Lineage: Eukaryota; Metazoa; Chordata; Actinopteri; Cypriniformes; Cobitidae. Gene Ontology annotation, molecular function: transcription cis-regulatory region binding; transcription corepressor binding. Gene Ontology annotation, cellular component: cytoplasm; nucleus.